Molecule: messenger RNA, 2459 nt
Organism: Suillus clintonianus
Lineage: Eukaryota; Fungi; Basidiomycota; Agaricomycetes; Boletales; Suillaceae
Exons: 16
Coding region: 1-2220 (739 amino acids)
Biological process (GO): cytoskeleton organization
Cellular component (GO): cytosol
Source: RefSeq, a predicted model, not a curated record
AUGUUCAGAAUGAGCGGGGUACGCGAGCACCCAAACACGUAUUGCCCAACAGCUAUUCGAAACGAAGCAUGGACUUAUCAGCGAAAUAUGUGUCAGCGAAUGCAUCUCGCGCGUCUGAUCUCGGACCAUUCUUCAAAGCUCACGGGUUAUAAGUACGGGGAGAAUGACGUGCGUCGAGAUCCUACGCGUGGUGCUGGUACACAAGGACACAUAUCCGAGCCAGUUACUCUCAAGUUACUCCCAAAGUUUUCGUUAUCUCUUUUGAGAUCUGCCAGAUCACGAAAUAUCGGAGGAAUGCGUGACAAGCAGGCACUAUUUGUCGCUAGGCGGCCAGAGCGCGAGAGGUUGAAAGUUAGAUAUCGGCAGCAACAGAUUUCGCGCAGCCAACUUGGCCAAAAUCAGCCGCAUGCGGUCUCCUCGACGUCCGCAACGCCUCCGGCUCCUCGGAAGGCACAUAUUGAGGUACUCCUCGAAAGUCUCGAGUACCGGGACGCAGAGAUCCGAUUUACGAAUGCUCGUCGACUCUUUUACGUCCUGCAAGGUACCUUUGCCGAGACAACGUCUCCAGAGCAUCAAUUGCACUGGAUCUACGAGAACUGCAAGGUCGUACGAGGCGCCAAUGGAUUGAGCACAAUCGUCGAAUCAAUGAAAAUCGCGAGUCAGAAACAUGAUCUACUUUGCUCGCUCUCAGAUGCGGAUACAGCCCACUUCCAGAUUACCCCUACAGAAAAGGCUGGCUUUCUAAGAAGAGGUCACAACCGAAAUUUGGUUUAUCUCGGCAUGAUGUACCAUCUCAUCGAAAUAUUCAAGGAACGUGAUGACUUCGCAGAUGAAUUAAUGAGCAUGGACCCGCCGUUACCGACGUUCACGCCGCCUCCAGUCCCACCUACGCAAGUUGAUUUACCUCCGAUAAAACCCACGCCUUCCAAAUUAGCACAGGCAUAUUCUCCUAUUCCUGUCCGCCAUCACUAUCACCACGAUGAUGCAGACUCGCAGCACUCCGGUCUCCCUAGUUCGCUGAAUCGUCAGCCUUUCCAAUCACAUGUUCCUAAUCCAGGAUAUCGUCCGGGUCCUCAGCCCGCAACACCUGCACCAUUCCCGCCUCCUUCUCCCAAGCCCAAGAAACAAUUCGGCCCUAACAAUGAUCGCUUUGUACCGUUUGCCAUCGACGAGGCGGACAAGCUAUAUAAUCGGCAUAUGUACGUAAGUCUCUCGCUCUGGCAAAUGUGGAAGACGAGAGAAGAGUGCAUGACUGCCGAGAGCGGGCUUGACUGUAUGACUGGGUCUGAGGGGGAUGCCGAACCACUCCAAAUCACUAACGAGGAUCUUGAGAUUGCAGAGCCAUUGCUAGAUGUCGCACUGCUAGAUGCGAAGAUCACGGAAGCUGUUGCGGCCAUAGGAGACCCCGCUUCCCCCGCCCAAGAGCGCAAGGCGAGGGAAAGAAAGGAAGACUUCAUGCGCCUAAAGAGGAGCGCUGUAUCACCCGUCCUAUCAGGAUGGGCGACUGUAUCCGCUGGGACCGGGCAACAACAAGUUCCUCAGUCGUCAACAUCAUCGGUUUUCCCUCUCGGUGUUGCAUCCCCUCCUGAGCAACCCCCCGCUCCACCACCAACACUCGACGACCUCGAUGUGACCCGGCAUCGCGAAAUUACUUCCAAAGCUGUCUCAGCUAUUUUGUUGCUGACGUUGAAAUGGUUCAAAGCUUCCCAUGUGAUGAAGUUCCAUCAUAUUGGCCAGCUUCUAUUGGACACCAAUUGCUUGCUGCUGAUUUUGAAGAUGUUUGGUUUGCAAGAAGUGUCGUCAUCUGUCGUGUCGAAAGCUGAUUCUCACGACCACAACUUCUUCCGGUAUUGCCAGAUACAUCACGCAAAGAUCGCUCCACGUCCGCAGGAUGACAACCCUCUUGCUGGUGCCCACGUUGUGCUACAGACAAAAGUUCUUCCGAAUGGCCAAAAGCACGAAGAAGAAGUCGAAAUGCUGACUGAGUUCUCAUGGCGCAACUUUUUUUCCACAAUUAAUUUUGCCAAGAUUAUGCAAAAGUUGUCCAAGAGCCGGUCACAUCGCAUAUGGAUGCUUGUGCAAUGCAAGAGCUCGGCGGUGUUGAAACGCGUGCUACGAGUUUCGCAUCCUUUGCUUCAACUCCAUGUUCUGAAACUCAUCAAGAGUCAAGUACCCUUUUGUGGGAGGAAGUGGCGGCAAUGUAUCUGGCACCGAGGUUGAUGAUAUCUCUGACGCUCAGGCAAAAUGAGUCGACGGUGCAGGUCAUAUGGUCAGUUUCAAGCUUCAUUGCACUGCUGACUCAAAGUAACAAAUCUCGCUCGACAAACCCAGAGAAGCACUCGUCAUGGUGCAAUGUUGGUUGGCUGGGAGUGGCUUGUAGGUACUCACACAGAUACGCAUGUAUAUUCGUGGUUACGCCACAAAACGUGGAAGCGGAUGCAAUUUAAUAUGUUGAGUGU